Messenger RNA from Penicillium griseofulvum, 906 nucleotides. Its product is annotated as oxidoreductase, short-chain dehydrogenase/reductase family. The record is from RefSeq and is a predicted model, not a curated record. Lineage: Eukaryota; Fungi; Ascomycota; Eurotiomycetes; Eurotiales; Aspergillaceae. The transcript has 2 exons. Bases 1 to 906 code for a protein of 301 amino acids.
AUGGCGCCGAGAUGCAAUCGCGAGACCAAGGCCAGCGAGCUUGUGCCUUACUAUGCCCCUCAAAUUGUUGGAAAGACAAUUCUUAUCACGGGAGUCUCCCCAGGAAGCCUUGGUGAAAGCUUUGUCAAGCAAGUCGCUGCAGCAAAGCCUGCAAGAUUCAUCUUUGCUGGACGUUUGAUCUCCAAGAUGCAGGGCCUCGUCGAUCAACUAAGCGCUGCACACCCGGAAAUACAGGUCAAAUGCCUUGCCCUGGACCUGCUCUCAUUUGCUAGUGUUCGAAAGGCUGCCGAGACUGUCAAUUCAUGGGAGGAUGUACCUCACAUCGACGUAUUGGUCAAUAACGCUGGCAUUAUGGCGGUCCCCUACAAGUUGUCCGAGGACGGAUUCGAAAGCCAGUUCCAGGCGAACCAUCUCAGUCACUUCCUCUUCACCAAUCUCAUCAUGGGAAAGAUCCUAUGCUCGAAAUCUCCGAGAAUUGUUGUCAUCUCCAGCGGUGUGCACCGCGUAGGUAAUAUCCGCUGGACUGAUUACAACUUCAACAACGGCAAGCACUACCAGAGGUGGCUGGGGUAUGGACAGUCAAAGACAGCCAAUGCUCUGAUGGGUCUUGCACUUGCUGAGAAACUCGGUCCACAAGGCGUUCUCGCGUUUCCCAUGUGUCCUGGAAAUAAGUGGAUAUUUGGCAUGGAUGAGAUCUACUUCAAGGACUUUGACCAGGGUGUCGCUACGCAUGUUUUUGCUGCCUUCGACAACAGCAUCGCCGAGCACAAUGGUUCCUUCUUGAAUGACUGUCGUCUUGCGGACCCGGACCAGGAAGAAGUAUAUUCUUGGGCGACUAGUAAGAGGGAUGCCGAGAGACUCUGGGCCCUGAGUGAGAAGCUCGUUGGCCAAGAGUUCAAGUACUAG